Molecule: messenger RNA, 357 nt
Organism: Linum trigynum
Lineage: Eukaryota; Viridiplantae; Streptophyta; Magnoliopsida; Malpighiales; Linaceae
Source: the annotation of a GenBank genome assembly
AUGAACGUACUAGAAGGUCGUGGGAACGUUGGUACCCUGAUUGCACCGGAUGGAGUCGCACAUCCAAUGCCCGGCCGGCGACCUGGAGACAGUGCGAUGGGACAACAACCGAGCCAGCAUCCCUGUCGGAAAGCCCAGAAACGCAAGCCAGAUUGUCACCCAGGCCAAGAUUUUGAACCUGGUGCUUUGAAAAAAAGGAAGGUGUUAAAGUCGGUGGCAUGGCGGUUUCGGCUGCCGUCGUCGGUAGAGCUGGAGAAAGAUGAAGGGGUUGCUCCCACUUCUCCGCUCUUUAUUACUUCAGGCUUGGUGAAGGCGCGUCCAGUUAUCAAUGUGGUGCUGCCAUGCCCCCUGCUCUGA